Messenger RNA from Cylicostephanus goldi, 333 nucleotides. The record is from the annotation of a GenBank genome assembly. Lineage: Eukaryota; Metazoa; Nematoda; Chromadorea; Rhabditida; Strongylidae.
UUGGUGUGGACUUGCCCGUAUCCAGGAAUACUAAAUGCACUGCCAUCGUUCCUUGAUCUUUAUCGUAAAACUCUCGUGGUUACUGAUCUUGGUACGCAGUCGAUUGUUAAGUUCUCAGACGAUGAUGGAGCGGAUAAAUUUCGCCACAAGCGAAGCAUCACGUUAGCUCCAGAUCCGAAAAAUCCGACGAAACGUGGCAGUGUGAGCUACAUCAGCGGUGUAUAUAUUGACGAUGACAUGAAUAUGCUGGUAGCUGACGCAAAGGGACGAUCUUUGCAGGUUCGUCUCAAGACUACGCUUUCUCACCAUAUGUUGAAAAUUUCAGGUGUUUAA